AUGUAUGAUGAACCCAACGCCUGCUCCCCCUGCAACAGGACGUACUACGGGAGGGUGGGGUCGACCUACACCCUGCAGGUCUCGAAGCCCAACAGAGGAACACUGCCUCACUUCUGUCAGCUGACCUUCACGGCGGCUGGAGACAUGUACGGUGAACUGGUGCAGCUCAGCAUCGACAAGUUCAGUCUGGGCAGGUUUGUGUCACACACGGUGGCUGGCUGCCCUGACGGCUACAUGCAGAUAGAAGAGCUGAGUCGCCCCCUCAACGCUGGGUACUGGUGCGGGGCCUCCUGGGGCCACAACGUCUUCUACUCAGAGACCUCCGCCGUCACCGUCAUGCUACGGGUCUUUAACCGCCUUGAGGAAGACCAAAACAACCCGGCAGUCUUUUCGCCGCCGGAGUCCAUCAUGCUGCGGAUCUCCUAUCGCUUCUUGCGGAAGGAGCGCGCGGUACUGCGGUAUGGCCCGCCCUACAACCCCAGCUACCGGGGCGAGGACAUCCCUAACUCCUUCUGUGACAAGUACUUCGAGAACUGCGACAAGAAGAACUGUAAGAUACAGUCGCCCAAUUAUCCCGGGCUGUACCCACGCAACCUUACGUGUAGCUACCAGGUGCGCCAGACACGCGUGCCUGAUGGUAAACUGCCCCUCAUCCGCGUGUUCCAACGCAACCCUCACCUUAUAUACAUCAAAGAUCGCAAUGCGCCGCACCUCUCGAGGGAACGACAGAUGCGUAUAGGCUCAGCAUGCCACGUGCUAUACGACUACCUCAUAGCCUUCGACGGCAGUACGACACGGGCGGCAGUGCUGACGACGCUGUGCAAGGGCGGUGCAGCUUUGUCAGGUAUCACCUCCAGUGGCCCGGACCUUCUCCUAGUCUUCCAUGCCUCGCCCUUUGAUUUUCCCUUCCAAGAUUCACCGCGUCGUCGCACCUUCGGCUUUGAACUCGACGUCGAAGUAGAAUUCGUAGACCGGGAAUCGACAGCGUACGUGCGCCAGGGAGGCACGUGUGACUAUAUGGUUAGUAGCCGCGGGCAGAGAAGUGGCUACCUGCAGGCGCCCGCACACUCCCUGCUGCCCAACACCACCUGCACCUGGCGGCUGCUGGCGGCGACGUCUGAGGUAGUGUGGCUCUAUUUCCUACAUUACCGCCACGUGGUGCACGCCGAGAUGCCAUCCCCCGCCCACUGCUCCAACACCCUCACCAUCCUGGACGGUGACCCCACGGGUGCCCACGUGCCCGACCAUAUCUACGGCUUCGGUAUGUUCCAGCAGAAUAAUGACUUGGCCGGCCUGGCGGACAUUAACGCCACCACUCCAACGCGGCUAGGCAGGUUUUGCCGACCAGAGCGCCUGCCUAGGGUGUGUAGCGGCGUCCAUGCUCCAGGACCGCAUGCGGCACCCUGCUCACCAGCUGAGAGUUAUGUUUCCGUUUCGUCGGCACUAACCCUGUCCCUGCGCUAUGCUGCCGGCACCACACCAGCGCAUGUGGAGUUCUUGGCGCGCUACGAGUUCGUGGACAAGCGUCAGUGGGGAACAGCGACGCCCAACGGAGGUCCUUGUGAUCGUACUUUCACACUGCGGCCAGACGGACUCUUUGCCUCACCAAGAGACGUCUUCUUAUUUGGACGUGGAGGGUCACGGCGACUGAAGUGUGUCUACACGUUCCUAGCUGAACCUUACCAACGCAUCGCACUUCGCAUUAUCCGUUCCCGCAUGGGCUCCAGCUGCGACACCGUGUACCAUGAGUCUUCAUUACGCUAUGAGUGUUCCCAUGGCGGGGCAGCGUACGAGCCCGCCAUAUGGGUGACAGAGGAACCGUGGGAGGGCGUGCAGCUCACCCGUGCCUGUUUGUGUAACACCUACCACGCCCGCCCCUUCUCCCUCAUCUCUUACACCAACAAGAUCCAGGUAGUGCUUAGCGUGCCGCACAUGACGGCCGCUCAUGACUACACGGACUUCUUCUUCGAGGGUGAAUACACCAUCUUUGACAUUGGUGUGGAGUGUGACGAGGAGGAGAGGCGAUUGUCUGGCCGUCACGGCAACUUCACGGUAGGUGCAGGACAGGGCGACCACUGCUCCAGCCUCCCGCGCCUCCUUACUGCCAACGACGGCUCCUUCCUCUUCCUCCGGGUCAACGGAAAAAGCGCUAUGGAAACCAACUGCGGUGUGUCAUCCCGUAUUAACGUGUACUCAGCAGAUGGCAUGGCUCCUCUGGCUUCCAUCUGCCCGGAGCCCCGCCAAGCCUCCACACAUGUGUUCAGUAGCGGCUGGCGGGGCUUAGAGAAGGCCCUGACGGACCACAAUGACAGAAUCUCCAGGCUUAAUGGUAGCAUAGAAGACGUCCACCACCACCACCCGCAGCAGCAUGGCAGACACCCUGGGGACCGCCAGCGGGAGACGCGUGACCUGCUGGUGGAGUAUGUGGGAAACUACUCAGGUAGAUUCUUGAUAACGUGGGUGGGGGUGUGGCGGCCACUGCAGACGGCGCCGCUGUCCCCCGUUGGUGCUGACAUGUGCCCUCACCGCUGCCCGGAAAUUAAGGCGUGUCUACCUGUCGAGCUGUGGUGUGACGGUGACUCUCACUGCCCCUCGGGCAUGGAUGAGGGAGCCGCCGCUUGUGGUUUGCUCGCUGCGUUACCGUGGGUGUAUCUGGCAGCUGGGAUUAUCCUGCUUAUGUCUCUUGUGGCACUUUUAGUGGCAGUGAUAAUUCAUCGCCGAAGGACACUGGCAGUAAAGGCAGUGGCUACGGCGGUGGUGGAGAACAACAGCCACGGUGUAAAGAGUGCCACACAUGACCUGCUGCUGCCAUCAGAUAAGGAGUCCUGGUGACAACGCGCCCCGUCUGGCGAUGUCGUCUGUGUGGACUAUGAAACAACCGUGUAGGUGCCUCUGUUUGUGUCACGCCCUGUACACACGAGACAUACAGAACCUGUACUUUGAAGAAGGCCAUUGACAGAUGUAUUAAAUGUACAGCUUUGGUUGUGUGGGUCCACGAACGAGAAAGGAAAGUAUGAGGCCGUGGUUGUCAUGGGACUACUAAUAGCAGUAUUCUGGGCCCUGGUCCUAUGACACCUGGCCUUGUAUGCAUGCCAGGUACUACAUCACAUCGGUGCCAUGGAGGUUGACUUAGAGGACGAUGGACUGGACAUGAAAGGACCUUGGUAGGUUCAGGUCCUUGUUUGUGGGAGCUGGAGAGGAGAGAUAUGGUGAGGGCCCUAUGGGUCUUGUGAAGUGUUCUUCAGUAGCGUACACUGGGAAUGGCAAGACAACACUGUUUAUUGUUUACUGGGUAUUGUUGAGGUUCUGAGCAUUGACAGGGGCCCUGGCGUGGUGAUGGGCCCACGGUGAAACAAAAUGUCUCAUAGACGGCAUUAAGCUGACGGGGAGUCGUAGUGCCUAACAUGGUGACAGGAGACCUAUGGCGUCACCUUCAUAUCUGUAAAUAGCUACUCGUUGGUUAUGUAUUUUGAGCAGUUGGUUGUUGUGAGAAGCUGAAUGUCUUGUGCAGGUGAGAGAGUUAGUCUACUUGAGGUUAGUGGACCAGCACUGACAGCCACCCCGGCAGUCAGAUGCUUCUACACAUUGCAGUUCUUCGAUAAAACACAAUUGUUUCAUCACCCUAGCGGACUUACGGUAUGUUAUGUAAAUAAUCAGUUUAACUCUGUCGCCAUCCUUCUUGAUAUUUCUCUCGGGGUUUUCGUUGAUGCGUUUGUUUUAAUAAAGAUAAUGCACACGGGGGAUGGCACAAGGGUAACAUCACUUGUGAACGAUACCACACAAAUCAACCUAACCUAACGUAAUGGUCCUUGGGUAAUUUUGCUAAGGUAUGGUUAGUUUAGGUUAAAUUUGGUUGGGUCAUGUACUCUGCUUUAUAAGUGAUUGGAAUUUUUUUUGUCUUGUUCCACCACUGGUUUUGUAUUAUUAACAACAAAACAAACAAAUUAAAGAAAAUACCUUAAAAAAUAACAACAAAUAAAGUGGCGGAAAUAAAGUGAACAUUCAUCUUGUGUCGGAUAUUUUUUUUUAUUAUCAUACAAACACAUUAACCCUAACUACAUCUUAAAUACUUAAAAAUAAAAAAAAUAAAAAAAUAAAUUAAUACUAAGGUUAUCUCUUCCAUAGAAAGUAAUAAAAAUAAAUAAAUUAUCAAGAGGAAUUGUUAUCUGAACACACUAAGUGGUGUAUGGCAGGGUCUUCACGUGGUUUGUUUUCCCGGCAAGAGGUACAAUGUAGGCAAGUAACCACGAACACCAUCGCUACACCGUUGGUUGUAUGUUCAGGCGGCACGAAUCAACCCAACCUCACCUAACUUAACCAAAUCCAAGAAAACCAAACUAAAACUAACAUAACUAAACCAAACCCAUCCUAACUUAACCAAACCCAACCUAGCAUAACGAAACACAACCAACAAAACUAUUCCCAACCAACAAAACCAAAUUUUAGGUUAGGUUAGCGUAGGUUAGGUUAGCGUAGGUUAGGUUUUGUUAGGUUUGGCUGAAUCAUGUUACCUACUUUCAUAAAUAAAUAAAUAAAUACACACAUAGAUACACACGGUUUAUCGAUGGUGUUCCUGGCACUCUCGCAACACUGUACCCCUUGUGUGGUCCUGUCUAUAGUGUGAGACGGUGCAGGUAUACCUUGUCUGUCUGUCUGUCUGUCUGUCUGUAGCGUUGUGCAGUGGGUGAUGUGCCGGAGCGACUAAAGAACAUUUGUACAUUUUAUAUUUGAUAAUAAAACCAAAACAAUUUGCA
Messenger RNA from Homarus americanus (American lobster), 4754 nucleotides. RefSeq lists its product as uncharacterized. The coding region runs from base 1 to 2832 and encodes 943 amino acids. The transcript has 3 exons. Gene Ontology annotation, cellular component: plasma membrane. The record is from RefSeq and is a predicted model, not a curated record. Gene Ontology annotation, molecular function: protein binding. Lineage: Eukaryota; Metazoa; Arthropoda; Malacostraca; Decapoda; Nephropidae.